Messenger RNA from Ylistrum balloti, 2107 nucleotides. RefSeq names its product cartilage matrix protein-like. Lineage: Eukaryota; Metazoa; Mollusca; Bivalvia; Pectinida; Pectinidae. The record is from RefSeq and is a predicted model, not a curated record. The transcript is spliced from 5 exons. Bases 119 to 1363 code for a protein of 414 amino acids.
GCCUAGCUACACAGUACCAGAAGUUGACAUCUGCAUAGCUACACCGCACCAGACGUUGACACGCAAACGUUGAACAGUCAUAAAUCAUCUGUUGCCAUCACACAGAAAACCGAACAAAAUGUUUCUUACUACUAUAAUUAUAUCAUUGAUUUCAAUGUCAGCGGCUGCGCCCGUGUUUACUGAGGAACCAGUCGACGUAGUAAAAUAUUGUCAUGGAAAGCCUGCUGACAUAUUCUUUUUACUAGAUAGUUCCUCUAGUAUAUGGAUCGUACACUACCGGGAACAGUUGAAGUUCUUACACGAUAUCGUCUCCAGCUUUCCAAUCUCCAUGACGGGCACUAGAAUCGGCGUUGGCAUUUUCUCACAUCUGUACAAUACGCAAAUAUCAUUUAACGACUUUGAUAAUGUGGAGGACCUCCAAGACAGGAUAAAGAGGAUUCCUCACAUGAAGGGUAGCACUUUUACAGGAAAAGCUCUGACGAAUGUUCGUGAGGAGUUUGUGAGGAACGGAAGGCCAGGCGUGGCACAAAUUGUUGUUGUCCUUACUGACGGAGCGUCCAGAAACCCAGCAUCAACCAUGAAACAGGCAAAACUCCUUAAGGAACAAGGUGUAUAUGUGUUCGCCAUAGGAAUCGGUAAAGGACCGAACAUGAAAGAACUUCAAGCCAUUGGCAGCAUACCUAGCGAUGAGUUCGUCUACAGAAUUGCAGGUUUCCAUGUGCUGAAAUUCAUCAAGGAUAAACUGGCCAUGAAAGUAUGCAGAGUUCCGAAAUAUCAAGCCUACUGUAGCGCAGAACAGGAGACCGAUGUGAUGUUUGCUUUCGAUUCUGCAUCCAUGGGAACAAAGAACGUGCGACAUGCACAGAACUUCAUCAGUAACGUUGUCGGAAAAUUUGGAAACAUGGCUGAAGGAAUGAUAAGGGCUGGAAUGUUGUCAGGAUUUUGUGAAAGUAAUCGAAUUGAUCUUAACCAGUACAGCAACAAAGAAGAGAUGUCCAGCGCUGUCCGAAACACCCAGGUUAGAGGUCUUGACUACAUCGUUGAAGAACUCCAUCGCCACAGUUACAACGUCUCCAGAGGAGGACGGGAAAAUGCUAGAAAAAUGGCAGUACUUUUUGUGGACGAUAGUGUAGAAAAAUUUGACCAUCUUAUUAUCCAGUCAGAGAGAGCAAAGGCGGCAGGUAUCAGGGUGUAUGUAGUAGGAGUUGGUGACGUGGACGAGGAAAUUCUCAGUACCAUUUGCUCAAGUCCUCCUGAAAAACAUGUGAUGCGUGUGUCGUCGUAUAAUGCCUUGGAUUCUAUAUCGGAUGAGUACUCAGAACUCUUCUGUGAAGAAAUGUCAGUCUUACCCGACUAUGAAUAACCUCAUGAUAAAGCACAGUUAAACAUCAAAAGAAGAAAUGAACGAACGAGCAGAGCGCAGUCAUCUUGACAUCCAGGCACAAAACGGUACAGCCAAUACCAGUGGUCAGUAUUGGACAUUACUCCAGGGUGUUUAUGGAAUUCACCAGUAGACGACAAUGUGGUGGAAGGUCGUGGAAACCAUCAAUGGACAAUGUAACCUUCAUCAUUGGAUCCCUAAUUACGCGUGGUCGAAAUUGGACAUUAUCUGUGGACAUCGAUCUGUAAAGAUAUACAAAUACCUCUGAAGUGAAGACGACGGUAUUUGGAACGAAGGGAAACAGUUCUCUUUUGAAACAAUUAAACGAUGGAUAUAAGAUAUCUUGAGAAACAACUAGAAAAGUAGUAAUUCAGUAACAUAAAUCAUCAUAUACUUUGAUACUGUUAUAUAUGCAGGAUUUAAAAAACUCGAAGAGAGUUUAAAAAUGUCAUUUGUAAGCUUUUUUUAUACAUUGUACAUUAUUGACAGAUAUGAUAAGUAAUGACUCAUGUUCAUGAAAGGACAUUUUAUAAUCAUCCUUCAAUGAUGUAUAACGUGAGAUAUUUCAUAUGUAACGCCUUGUGUACAUCAAUCAUCAUCAGCAAGGCAUGGACAGCUUCAUUGCGUACAUUGAGAGAGUCGGUAUUGAAUAUCAUUAAUAUCCAAAGUUUUACAAACAAUGCAAACUAUGAUUAUUUAAAAGUGCAAAGUUUUAUGUACGAUUUU